Messenger RNA from Trematomus bernacchii (emerald rockcod), 2169 nucleotides. RefSeq names its product aldehyde dehydrogenase 8 family, member A1 (gene aldh8a1). NCBI's taxonomy places the organism in Eukaryota, Metazoa, Chordata, Actinopteri, Perciformes, Nototheniidae. Gene Ontology annotation, biological process: retinoic acid metabolic process. The record is from RefSeq and is a predicted model, not a curated record. Bases 136 to 1608 code for a protein of 490 amino acids. The transcript has 7 exons. Gene Ontology annotation, molecular function: retinal dehydrogenase (NAD+) activity.
ACAGUGGCCGCUGUCGAGUGGGAGGGUCGGUCCAAAGUAACUUCAUAUCGUUGGCUUAAUAUGCUCCAGACCUGCAGCAGUCUGCUGUUAUUCUCUCAAUUUGUAGCAAUAAUUUGAUAUCCUCGACGUGCAGCCAUGCCGAACCCCUCUGAGCAGAGCUCUUGUCUGGUUCUGGAGAACUUCAUCGGAGGGAAGUUCGUUCCGUGUCGGACUCACAUCGACUCCUACGACCCGUCCGUCGGAGAGGUUUACUGCAGGGUGCCGGACAGCGGGGCGCCGGAGGUGGAGGCAGCGGUGGCGGCGGCUAAAGAAGCGUUCCCCGGGUGGUCCGCUCGCAGCCCGGAGCAGCGGGCUCAGGUCCUCAACAAACUGGCCGACCUGUUGGACGCCAACGUGGAGGAGUUCGCCCAAGCUGAAUCCAGGGACCAAGGUAAAACAGUAACAUUUGCACGGACUGUUGACAUUCCCCGAUCUGCGUACAACUUCCGCUUCUUUGCCUCAUCACUGUUGCACCACACCAACGACUGCAGCCAGACGGACCACAUGGGCUGCCUGCACUACACCAUCCGCUGCCCUGUGGGAGUGGCCGGUCUGAUCAGCCCCUGGAACCUCCCCCUGUACCUGCUGACCUGGAAGAUUGCUCCUGCCAUCGCUGCAGGCAACACAGUGGUGGCCAAACCCAGCGAGAUGACCUCUGUGACUGCCUGGAUGAUGUGCAAGUUGAUGCAGCAGGCUGGUGUUCCUCCAGGAGUUGUCAACAUUGUUUUCGGCACCGGGCCAAAAGCAGGCGACGCCCUGGUCGGCCAUCCUGACGUCCCAUUGGUCUCCUUCACUGGCUCCACGGCCACUGCCCAGUGCAUCACAGAGCGGAGCGCCCCCUACUGUAAGAAGCUCUCUCUGGAGCUGGGAGGGAAAAACCCUGCCAUUAUUUUUGCUGACGCAGACCUGGACCGGUGCAUCGAGACCACUGUUCGCUCCAGCUUCUCCAAUCAGGGGGAGAUCUGCUUGUGCACCAGCAGGAUUUAUGUAGAGGGGAGUAUUUACUCUGAGUUCCUGGAAAGGUUUGUGGCUGCGGCUAAGAAGUGGAAGACAGGUGCGCCCUCUGACCCCGGCAACAACAACGGAGCGCUCAUCAGCAAAGAGCACCUGGAGAAGGUCCGUAGCUUCGUAGCACUCGCCAAAUCUGAAGGAGGCACGGUCCACUGUGGGGAGGGGGUGGAUCAGCUCCACCUCCCUGAGCGCAACGCUAAAGGCUACUUUAUGCCGGCCACCGUCAUCUCAGGCAUUUCUGACAGCUCCCGCCUCAUGCAGGAGGAGAUCUUCGGCCCCGUCACCUGCGUCUCCCCCUUUGACUCAGAGGAGGAGGCCGUUUCCAAGGGCAACGGCGUGCGCUAUGGUCUCGCGGCCACCGUGUGGUCCCAGGACGUGGGGAAAGUUCACCGGAUGGCCAGGAAGAUACAGGCAGGCAUGGUGUGGACCAACUGCUGGAUGGUGAGGGAUCUGAACCUGCCCUUCGGAGGGAUGAAGAACUCUGGUGUGGGGAGGGAGGGGGGGAAGGACUCCUACCACUUCUUCACCGAGGUGAAGACCGUCACCGUCAAACACUGAGGGAGGAAAAAGAGAUAGCUACCUUGAUUGGAGAAAAGGUUUUGUAGUUAAUCGUGACAUUCAUCAACCUUUGCUGGCAUCUUUUGUGAAUUCCAAUGAAAACUUGGAAUUCACAAUUUCCCCCCCCCCCCCCCCCCCCCCUCGGAUUACUAGAGCCUGUAAUUAAGUCUCAUCAUAGAAUACAAAAGUCAGAGGAGGUCACAGAGGAAUAAACAAGCAUCCAAAAUCAAUGUCAAGUAAAGAGGAAAUGUAUUACACUGCAAAACACUGUAAUACCUUUUUUAUUAGUUCAUCCCUUAAUAUUCUAAACUGCCAUAUUCUACUGUGGAGCAUUUUGGAUGCAUAGGGUGUGUCAUUCUGAAAAGAAUGCAUGCCGCACAAACACAGAUAGAAUGAAUAGAAAAGCUGUUAAGCAUGGUAAACAAGUGAGAGUUGGUACAGUAUGUGCCUCAGGAGAACCCAACCCAAAAAGCAAAUCAUUGUCAAAUGUAAUGUCCUGGUAUUUCUUCGGCUUUUUUGUAACACCGCAUCAAACCAAAUAAAAACACUUUACACAUUCAA